AUGUUUAGAAAAGUAGGUAACUAUUUUAAUAGCAAAACAAAUGAAACAAAAAAUGAAGUUAUUAGUAACUCAACGGAAUUAAACAAUAAAAAUGAUGAUACUAACAAUGCCGAACAUGAAAACCUAAAUAAAUCUGAUAAUAAAUUAAAUGACGAUACUAAAGAUAGCAAUAGUGAUAAUAAAAAAAAUAGUUCUGACCAAAUAAAUGAAAAUGAAGAAAAAAGCAGCAUAUUAGACAAAAAAACAAAUGCAGAUUUUCAAGAAAAAAUUAAAAUUAUUAAAGAAAAAUUAAAAUCAAAUGAAUUUAGAAAUGAGAAAGAAAGUGAUGAUAAAGAUAAGGGAAGUAAUAAGGACAUAAGUAGGGGACGGAAUAAGGACAAAGAAAGAAGCAGAGACAAUGAUAAAGAUAGGCGAAGGCACAAAGAGUUGCCAAGUAGUGAUGAUGAAAUACAUUCGUCCAAAAGAAAAAGAAGAAGUAAAGAAAGGAGGAGAGAUAAAAGUGUAGAAAGAAGAAGAAGAAAUAAAAGUAAAGAAAGAAGCAGAGGGAGAAGUAGAUAUAAAAGAAGCAAAGAUGAUAGUAGGAAUAUAAGUAAUAGUAGGAGUGAUAGUGAUCAUGAACGGAAUCAUUAUCAUAAAUCAAAAAAAAGCAAAAAAUAUAAAAGCUCGUGGGAUAAUAGUGAUAAGAAUUAUUCUGAUGACAGCACAAAAGAGAGAAAAAAAAAUACACGUGAUAAAAAUGAUAUAUCAAUGCCAGAAGAAGAUACUAAAAAAGAAAAUAAAGAAAUAAAACCUAAAAAAAAAAAAUCCAAAUGGGAUACGGUUGAUGAAAGUUUACUAAAAAAUAAUAUUUUAAUAGAUAGUAAUAACUUAAGUGGUGUAUUACAAUAUCAGCGUCUAGGCUUAAAUGGAAAUUUAUUACAAGGUAAUAAAGGAUCACAGUUAAGUAGAAAUUCAUAUGAAUUAGAAGGAGAUAAAAAGCAGAGGAAAUUAUAUAUAGGUAAUUUACCUCCUAAUUCUAAGCAAGAAGAAAUAGUAGAAUUUUUUAACAACACUAUAUCUUCAAUAAUAAAAGGCUCAAGUUUAGAAGUAAAAAUUGGAGAUGUUCAAUUAUUACCAGUAGUAAAAUGUGAAAUAUUUAAUGCAGAUUCUAGAUUCUGUUUUCUAGAAUUUAGAACAAUGGAUAUUACAUGGUUAUGCUUAAAAUUAGAUUCAAUGUCUUAUAAUAAUUAUUGUUUGCGAAUAAAUAGGCCCCAUGAUUAUAUGCCUCCCCCUGAAGGGGACCCCGCUUUAACAGUUGUAUUCCCAGAUAUUGAUAUGGGAUUACUUGAAAGUUUUAAGCCACCUAAAAUAGCACCAGUAAGAAGUACAGGAGAUGAUGAUAAUAAAUUAUACAUACAAAAUUUACCACAUGAUUUAAAAGAUGAUCAAAUAAUGGAUCUAUUAGGGCAAUUUGGAAAAUUAAAAGGAUUUAAUAUUAUUAAAGAUCUAAAUACUGGAUUAAAUAAAGGUUAUGGUUUUUUUGAAUAUGAAGAUAGUAGUUGCACACAAGUUGCUAUACACGCUUUAAAUGGUUUUGUAUGUGGAAAAAACAUUCUUAAUGUUAAAAAAGCGACUUUUAAUAAAAAUUCAAAUAAUGCCCCCAAUUCAAAUAAUAUAGUUUUAGCUAAUAACGUAGACGUCCCUGUCUCAUUAUUACCAAAUUCUAUUUCUCAAAAAAUUUUAAGUAAUUCAAUAAUAGGUUUACAAAUUCAAGCGUCCAGAAAGAUUGGAGAAAAGUCAUCAAGAGUAAUUCAGCUAACUAAUGCUGUAUUCCAAGAGGAUUUAAUUAUUGAUAGCCAAUAUGACGAAAUAUUAAAAGAUGUAAAAGAAGAAGCUGAAAAAUAUGGACCUUUACAAAGUAUUGUAAUCCCAAAGCCUAACACCGAUUUAUCUUAUACAGAAGGAGUAGGAAAAAUAUUUCUUCAUUAUGUUGACGAAACAGCUGCAAGAAAAGCUCAAUAUAUGUUUAAUGGCCGACUAUUUGAAAAACGAGUGGUUUGCGCUUCUUUUUAUUCGGAAGAAAAGUUUUUGAAGGGAAAAUAUGUCUUAUCAUAA
Molecule: messenger RNA, 2094 nt
Organism: Plasmodium berghei ANKA
Lineage: Eukaryota; Apicomplexa; Aconoidasida; Haemosporida; Plasmodiidae
Product: splicing factor U2AF large subunit, putative
Exons: 1
Coding region: 1-2094 (697 amino acids)
Biological process (GO): mRNA processing
Cellular component (GO): nucleus; commitment complex; U2AF complex
Molecular function (GO): poly-pyrimidine tract binding; pre-mRNA 3'-splice site binding
Source: RefSeq, a predicted model, not a curated record